UUAUGUUAAGCUCUUCCUGAGAUAUCGAUCGUUAGUUGUUGUUGGAGUGGAAUUUUCUUGGUAAUUUUUUUGUUCCUCCUAUCAUUAAGCAUUGCUUCCAUUUUUUCACGAGAUGAUGCAACCACGCCCACUGCUGGUGUUGAUGAUGUUGGUUCACUUUCAUCAGCAUUGCUUCCUUCAUCAGUCAAAAAUCCUGUGUCCAUCAAAUCUAUCUAUAAUUGAUUAAAGAUAAGCUUUCUCAAACUAUUGAUUCCUCGCUUUGAUUUGAAACAACAGUUUCUACCCCUGACUCCAUUGACUCAGUAGCUGAAGACAUAUAAUAUCGAAAAAUGUCCCAACCACCCUUUGUCACUUUUCUGCCUCCAUCGAGGGCUUUGCUGUAUAUCACACAGAUUCUUUUAUUUUUAUGCUCAUUCUGUCCUUUGUAAAUUCGCUUUUGUCAUGAGGUAACUCCUCUUUUUUUUCUUCCUCUGGAUUAGAGUAAACAAAGUUGUUCUUCAUGAUGUCAUACUUUUCCUUGAUUAUCUCCCAAUCAAUUCCAUUGUAUAUAUUUUUAUGUUUUUAGAGUCUAGCACGGUUUCAAGAAGUAUAGUUGAACCUCAUCGUCUGUCCAAACAAGGUUUUCAGAGUUUUUUUUUUUCUUGUCCACUUUUUUUUUUCUUUUCUUAAGGCAUGUUUUCACUUUUCUUCCUUCUUAAGGAAAAGCUUCUCAUGAUACAACGAAACAUUUUCUAUAAGUCAGUAAUCUUUGAUCUCUAAUAUUUGCGUUUUUGUAUCAAAGCGGAAUUCUUGGUUGAAAGCGGGAAAGUAGCAUCAGUGUAAACGUAGUAUUAAUUAUGACGCUAUUAAACAUCUUAUUUAUGUUUUCAGUAACUUAAUUUUAAACGAGAUAAUGCAUAAAGAAACAUGCACUAAACAAAGAUAUUUUUAUGGGGCUUAUCUCACUCAUGGAAAGAAAUAUAUAACUUUUUUAAAUUAAAUUUAGUUAUGUUAAAUUUUGAGUGUUAUGAGGCCUUUAAUUUUUUUUCUUCAUAUUUUAAAAACGAGUUUUUAUCAUGGAAUUUCCUGCCUUUUCCGACAAGAAAAUAUAUGACAUCAAAAUUGCUUUGAUGUUUGCUGCUUUGAGCACAACUUCUUGUUUAAGAAUAUAUUUGCGUAGUUGAUUGUUUAACCUUGUGUAUUAAAUCUUAAGCCUCAUAUUAAAGUUAUUUGACUGUUUUCAUCAGCACAAAAAGAUGACGUGUUUUGAUAAACGCUUGCUCACUUUGACAAAAUUAGAGACAUUGUCUGUAUGCGCACACGCAAACAGAAAAGCUAUUGAGCAAAAAUUGGGAAAAAUGGAAACGAGCCUUAACACGUGAAUCAGGUGGAAAGAGAUAUAUUUUCUUAAUAUAUAAAUAUACUUAUGUUAUCAUUAGGGUUUCAAGGUUCUGUUUUUAAAUGUGCCUCCUCCCCACCCUUUAAAUUAAAAUCCUUGGAGAUAUCUGCCUAUGUUUACUGUAUAUAUACUUUUUUAGAGUUAAGGAUAAUGACAUCUGUAAAAAUUCCACCAAUUAAAACUGGAAUUGAGUUUUUAGCGUCUUCUCAUUUCCAUAUUGGUAAUGAGAAUCGAUGGUUAAAGAAAGACCCCCUAGCUUAUAAAAGUACGUUUAAAAAUGACUACACUACUCAAGAUAUACGUAAGCAUGAACCAGUUAAAAUUCCUCCACCAUCUGAAAUCAUGCAUAAGGAUAACAGGAUAUUAGAUCAAUGCUCUGUUACGCGACAGCAAUUUGUUCCAAAAGUUGUGCCAGAUGAUAAUUACUUUAAAAAUUCAUUGACAAAAACAAAUUUUAAAAUGGAUAGAGAUGAUCGAAUUGAAGCUUUUCGAACGACACAUGGUGUGUAUUAUCCUGCAAAACCACUGUCAAAGAAUGAUGAACUAUUUAAUUUGAUGGAAAGCCAUAUAUGCCAUGGUGAUAUAUGGAAAGAAAAAUGGCCUGAAAGCAGUUAUUGUCAGGACUUUCAAAGCAAACCUUUGUCAAGAAGACUAGAGACCUUCAACAACACAUUUGCUGACGCAAAACCAAUCCAAGGGGAUCCUAGAAGUCAUGGGUGUGAAGAGAUGUUUAAUACAUCGAGUCGGCUGUUUUUUCCUGUGCAUAGUAGAAAGGAAAAGAUUAUUGUUCCAAACAGCACAAAGUAUCCUCAGACUAUGCUUCCAUGCGGUGAUAAACUUCCACUUGUGUCUACACACCAAGAAGCAUUUAAAGACAAGUUUGAAGUCUCUGCAGCAAUUUUUGAUCGAGACAAAGCCUUAUCUAAUCUACAGAGAACAACUUUUAAAAUUGGUGAUAACAGACUUGAUUGUUUUCAAACAACUACAGAUGAUUGUUACACCUUUAAAAAAAGACAUAAUGGAGGUGAUGCUUCAACCAUGAGAAAGUCGACUAUAUCAAAAAGUAAUGUUCCUGAAGUAUGUACAGAUUCGCUUGCAGCUAUGUCAAGCAUUAACCGUACUGAUUAUACCGCACCUCCUCGUGACUAUCGCUGCCAUAUUGUCGAUGGCUCGAAUCUUCACACUAUUUCAGAUAUAUCAUUUGGCAACUCUUUAAAACCUUCUUACAAAACAACUAUGGACACAAGUUUUCCUUUCAAAGUUAGUAAAUACAAAAAAGUUUGUGCAGAUAGAAGCCAUAGCAGUAUUCCUCUCAAGUUUUAUGAUAAUGCACCUGCAUCUUCGUCAUAUAGAUUAGAAUAUCUUCCAAAAAAAGGUGUAAAGAAACUUGUUCCAAGUGCUGCCGGCUUAGAAAAUUUGAUCAAAUCGCAUAUCAGUGAACCAAUCUCAAACAUCCGCGAAUUUAAAAGCACCCAUAGUGAUACAUACAGACCGAAGCAACGGGUAGACGUCCAACUGGAUGUUAGUAGGUUACAAAGAAGUUCUGUUCCGAUUGGUACACUUCGUUAUUAAUACCUUUUCACUGUUUUUUAUAUGUUUCAAACUUUUUGUAUGUAUAAAGUAUGGUAAAUAAUAAAACGCCUUAACUACAACAAAGAAA
Messenger RNA from Hydractinia symbiolongicarpus, 3038 nucleotides. RefSeq lists its product as uncharacterized. The transcript is spliced from 7 exons. The record is from RefSeq and is a predicted model, not a curated record. Lineage: Eukaryota; Metazoa; Cnidaria; Hydrozoa; Anthoathecata; Hydractiniidae. Bases 1406 to 2950 code for a protein of 514 amino acids.